Messenger RNA from Cetraspora pellucida, 275 nucleotides. The record is from the annotation of a GenBank genome assembly. NCBI's taxonomy places the organism in Eukaryota, Fungi, Glomeromycota, Glomeromycetes, Diversisporales, Gigasporaceae.
CACUUAAAGUGCUAAGCGGCAACAAAUUGGUUGAUAAUCUUAUUAAGAAAUCACUUACUUUAAAAGUCAAGAAUCGAAUAACAUACAUUCCAUUUGAGCAGUUCACAAACAUCAAAUAUCUUUCCGAAGGUGGAUUUAGUAAAAUAUAUAAAGCAAUAUGGAAAGAUGGACCAAUUACUGGAUGGAAUUCAAAAAAAGAAUGUUUUACUCGGAGUGAACGUGAAAUUGUUCUUAAAAGGCUUAAUAAUUCUGAAAUAUUGACCGCAGCUUUUUGA